GAAAAAGAAAAAAAAAAAAAAAACACCCCUCCCACGCCCCUUGGCCACCCAGGGCGUGGACGCCCUGGGCCAGGCGCUGACCAAGGCGUGUCGGGCGCGCGGGGGCCGCGGGUACACAAUGGGGGUCACGGUGGAGGUGCGCCAGGUGUACAAGUACCCCUUCGAGCAGGUGGUCGCCAGCUUCCUCCGAAAGUAUCCCAACCCCAUGGAUAAAAAUGUCAUCUCUGUCAAAACCGUGGAGGAAAAAAGCGAUGCAUCAACAGGGAUCAUCUAUAGAAAGAGGAUUGCAAUUUGUCAGAAUGUGGUUCCAGAAAUUUUAAGGAAGGUGAGCCUCUUAAAGGUGCCCAAUAUUCAGUUAGAAGAGGAAUCAUGGCUCAAUCCUCAGGAAAGAAGCAUGGCUAUACAGAGUCACUGCCUUACAUGGACACAAUAUGCAUCUAUGAAGGAAGAAUCUGUCUUCAGGGAAAGUGUGGAAAAUCCAAAUUGGACUGAUUUCAUUCAAAGAGGCAAAAUUUCAAUCACAGGGGCUGGCUUUCUCAACUGCAUCUUGGAAACCUUUGCCAGCACAUUCUUAAGACAGGGAGCCCAGAAGGGAAUUAGAAUAAUGGAGAUGCUGCUCAAGGAACAGUGUGGUGCCCCUUUUGUGGAAUAAAGAGUCAUUAGGAAGCUAUGGUAUGUCAACUUUUGCUGAAGAAUCACUUCCUGGCCACACAUAUUAUAGACACAGCUUUCAAAAUUCAGGAUUAAGGAUGUGGCAUCAGCAGCUUAACAAAAAAGGAGAAACUUUCUACCAGGACAUGAAAUGAUAGGCUACCUUGGGACCCUGCCUCAACUAGCAGUACUCAUGAAGAUGAAAGCUUUUGGCUAGACUUUCAUGAUUUAGUCUUUCUAAAGUUCUGCCAAUACAGGAAACAGAGAGAGAGAGAAUGUGAUGUUCACCAUUCUUCAGUCUAUUCUGCUGACUGCCUAGUGGCAGUGUCAGGACACCUAGGACAGAUGUGGGCCCAAGUAUUUGUGUCUUUAAUUGUCAGCAUUGUUUCACAUAGGGUUCAUGAAAGGAUUCUGUAUCAAAAGAUACAAAAGUUGAACCUGAAACCUGAUUCAUUGGUGACCGGGAACAGACUGGAAUAUACCAGACCUUUGCUGAAGCUAAGCCAUACUUAUCGUGAUAUUUAAGAUUCUCAAAAAUCAAAAGCAUUUGGUUUCUAUCCAAAAGUACUGCAUAACUACUACCAUCAAUAUAGUUUUGAUAUGGCAACAUGUGAACUGUGAUUUGGCUCUUUGAAAAAACAUGGAGUGGAGAGUGAGAAUACAGGUUAUGAUCAUGGUUCCUAUUACUUGCUCUGUGAUGUGAAGCAGGUCAUAAAUCUCUAUGCUUAUUAUUGGGUCGAUAGGGAUAACUAAAAACAACCAUCUCUUUCCUGGGAUGUGAUGAUUAGAACAGGUAAGUUUAGUGGGAAAUAAUUGGUUUGGGAGCCAGGUAGAUCUGGAUUUGAACCCAAGUACUAAAACCUGCCAGCUCAGUGAUCAUAUAUAUGUUUUACAGCUUUCGGAGAUGUACCUUUUAAAUUUGUAAAAUGGGAGAUAAAAUGAUUAACUUUAACUUUGUGAGGCUGUUGAACUGAUUUGAGAUCUGCCAUGUGAUCUGGUGCAUAGUAGAAGUCCAAUAAAUAGGAAUCAUUAUUAUGUGAAAUCAUUUUGAAAAUGUGCUUUUCAGAUAUAAUGGUGGGUAGUCUUACUAUUUGAAAAUUAGAUGGCAUUAGUUUGCAUUACUCAUGAUCAGAAGUCAAAAUAUGAAUGCACAUUACCUAAUGGAACACUCUAAGAGAGGCAAUAAUUUAGAAUUCAUCUUAAGAUAAAAAUUGGGCCAUUACUAGGAUGUCUUAGGAAAACUGUUUAUAUAUAUAUAUAUAUAUUCUUGCUUAGUCCAUUGGUAAUUUUCAAUGUGAUUUCAUAUAUAUAUCUAUAUAUGUCUGCCACUGUGAGCCUUUAUUGUUUUUGAGCUAUUUAUGCAGCCUAAGUUUUAUCUCAUAGGAUAGCUUUCCUUCAUUUCCUUAGUGUUUCAUUCUUCAGUUGUGUUGAAGGAAAAAUGAAGUAUAGAAACUAGAACACACUUUUCUAGUUUGUAAGUAGCUUUUGGUAGAUUUUUAAAAGUAAUAACCUAUUAAAAAAUAAAAGAUGAUUGAAUUAUCAAGAAAAUCAUAUGUGAAGACUGACAUUGGGAGAUUAUACUCAAUAACAGCUUGCACUUUUCAGAAGGCAGGAGUUCUCACUCUUGGCCCAACAGGGCUACCUGGUAAGCUUUAUGCAAGUCUGAUCCUCAGGUUUCAUCAGACUAAUAAAUCAAAAUUUCUCGGAGCAGAACCCAGGCAUCAGUAUUUUUAAUAACUCUCCUUAUAGCUAAGGAUGAAAAUCUAUAAUGAACUCAAGGUGAUUUGAAGACAUGUGACUUCUUUCUUUAGUACUAAGAAUUUUCAUUACAAAUAGGAAAUGAAGCACAGAGAAGCUGAAUUUUUGCCUUAAAUCUUUGAAGUUUGGUGGCCUAUGAAAAUGCCUAUAAAGAAUCUGGCAGAUGAUGUGGCAGCCAGUACCCACUGGGCAAACUGUGGGAGACAUACCUGGUGAGAGGCAGGCAGUAUACGUAACUGCAGCAUAGUGUUGCAGUUUAUUUUUCAAGUUCUUCCAAUUUGCAAUUUUCAGGAAAAGAAUUUUUUUAAAUCGUGUGUGUGUGUGUGUGUGUGUGUGUGUGUGUGUUGGCAGUGAAUUCAGAAUUGUUUAAGACAUUAUGCUGGCCAAGCAAAACAUGUUUGUCAAGUUAAGUGUUAAGGAUCAGCCUAAACAUUUCAACCAAUUUUUUUUAAAAAUAUAUUUGCAUUCUGGUUAUCAGUCGUAUUCUGCCACUUCUCCAACUGCUUUUAGGGGUUCCUUAUCCUUUUUGUUUUUGUUGUUUUUGCCAAGUCUUCACUGCUCUUGGCUAAUUCUUUCAGAUAAAAAGGAAAACAGAUAUGGAAGCUUCCCCCAGUUCUGGUGGGAAAUGGGAGGAGGGGGUCGGACAAGGGGAAGAGACUCAAAGGUGGGUUGUAUGCAUGGCAAGGUAGCAGGUUUCUUCUCAGGCGAGCUAUCAUUGCCCCCUCCCCAUUUUCAAAUCAAAUGCUUUUUGUUAAUUGUUUAAAAUUUCCCCAGUGAGUAUUCAUUUCUUCUAGCUUCACCUAUAUGACUAAAAAUGCUUAUGCUGUUUUAAAAAUUAGCUAGGACUUGUUAGAGUUUAGGUUUUUUUGUCAGAGUCCUUUUUCUUUGAGAAACUAACAUAGAACUUAAUUUUGUUGUAAUCUAGUAUUGAGAAGUGUCAAGCCUUAACAAGCUGAGGAAGGGCUAGUUCACAGCCCUGGCCACUCUUCGCCUGACUAGAGUAUUUAGUUUGCAUUUCAACUAGUGAUCAGUUAUUAGAUAUUACACUAGAAAUCCUUGGGUAACUGUGCUGAGUUACAUACAGAUUCUCUGAUCCCUCGUUCAGUUUCUGAUUUAUGAAAUCUCACUUGGGACUUGGAGAUCAACAUUUUUAAAACACAUUCACCAGGAGAUUCAGUUAUGCUGUUCCACAGACCACAUUUUGGGAAAUACAGAUAUAUGGGAGGUGAUUCUGGACUCUGUGUCUCUUACUCUUAUGAUUUUAGAAGGUUUUGCAGUUAGUUGCACCCAUUAAUCGAUACUGUGAUUACUCAAAACACAGUAUAAAAUUUUGUGCAGCAGAAAAUUGACUAAGCUGUGCUUCCAUGAUUUAGGUGCUUUUAUCAGGAUGGAGCUUUUAAGAUUUUAAUCAUGUGUGGACAAAAAAAGGUGCUGUAUUCUUUUUAUGAUAAUGCUUCUUAUAUUUCAUCAGCAGUGUAUAUAUAGUAAUGUCUUAUUUACCAAGAAUUGUGGGUUUUGUGUUACAGACAACCGUUAUUCUUUUAAACCUAAUACGUUCUUACUUUAUUCCAAUCAUUUACAUGGAUCAUUUAACCGAGUACACAUCUCUCUGCAUUUACAAACAGAAUCUACUAGAGAUAAUGCUAUUGUUUCAGAAGUCAUUGUCUAUGUUUUCUUUCAGGUCCUAUUUAGGUUUGUUGAAAUUCAUAUAUGGAAUCAUUGCAAAUGACUGCAUCAACUCAUUUUGAGUUCCAUGGUAGUUUUUCUAUUCCUUUGCAGUUAUCUGUCAUUUCUUUCUUUCAGCCUCUAGAAUCCCUCCUCUCAUUUGCUGUAUGGGAUUGAAAAGUCAUGUCACAACCAAUUUUAUGUCAGUGAAUAGUAAAUAGGACCUGAGUGAGGCUUUGAGAGACUUUUCUAGUGUUUUCAUAUGUGUAAUUCUAAAAUGUGAAAUUUAAGUACAUUAAAGUUCAAAUGAACAUAUCUCAGGCCAAAAUUUUGAGCAGGAUAAACUGUUUUUGAUUCAGUGUUAUUGUGAGUGAAACCUAAAAAUUGUGUACCUGUGAAAUCCUUUCUUGUAGUCAUUUUUGAAAUAAAGGUGUUACA
Molecule: messenger RNA, 4512 nt
Organism: Erinaceus europaeus (western European hedgehog)
Lineage: Eukaryota; Metazoa; Chordata; Mammalia; Eulipotyphla; Erinaceidae
Gene: PRELID2
Product: PRELI domain containing 2
Exons: 7
Coding region: 119-652 (177 amino acids)
Biological process (GO): phospholipid transport
Cellular component (GO): mitochondrial intermembrane space
Molecular function (GO): phosphatidic acid transfer activity
Source: RefSeq, a predicted model, not a curated record